Molecule: messenger RNA, 1106 nt
Organism: Alnus glutinosa
Lineage: Eukaryota; Viridiplantae; Streptophyta; Magnoliopsida; Fagales; Betulaceae
Product: thioredoxin domain-containing protein PLP3B-like
Exons: 9
Coding region: 8-823 (271 amino acids)
Cellular component (GO): cytoplasm
Source: RefSeq, a predicted model, not a curated record
AUAGAGAAUGCUUCAAAACGCACCGUUUGACAAUCUUUCUCUUCCCGAACUUGUUGAGUCUCCCAUUCCCAACUUACUCUUGUAUUUCCACACUGUUUCACGAUCUGCACAGAGAGAGAGAGAGAGAGAAAUGGAUCCGAAAGCAGUGAAAUCGACGCUGUCGAACUUAGCAUUUGGGAAUGUGAUGGCAGCCGCUGCUCGUGAUUAUCAGAAGGAAUUGCUUUCUCAAGAUAAGGCACAGGCGUCAAGUUCUAUUAACCAGGAGGUCGACCUUGAUGAGUUGAUGGACGAUCCUGAGCUGGAAAAGUUGCAUGCCGAUAGGAUUGCGGCUCUCAAGAAAGAAGCUGAAAAGCGAGAAGCAUUAACGAAGCAAGGGCAUGGAGAAUACAGGGAGGUUACUGAGGGUGAUUUCUUGGGCGAAGUUACUGGUAGUGAAAAAGUUAUUUGUCAAUUCUAUCAUCAGGAGUUCUAUCGCUGCAAGAUAAUGGAUAAGCAUUUGAAGUCUCUUGCACCAAGACAUCUUGAUGCGAAGUUCAUCAGCCUGAAUGCAGAGAAUGCACCCUUCUUCGUUGCCAAACUAGGAGUCAAGACUUUGCCUUGUGUCAUAUUGUUUAGAAAAGGAAUUGCAGUAGAUAGGCUGGUUGGGUUUCAAGAUCUGGGAGGAAAAGAUGAUUUCACCACAAAGGCGCUUGAGGUCCUACUAAUAAAGAAAGGUAUUAUAAGUGAGAAUAAAGAAGAUGAAGAUGGCGAAGAUGAUGGAUGCCAUGAAAUUAGGUGCAGAUCAGUGAGAUCCUCUUUCAAUCCUGAUUCUGAUUCCGAGUGAAGAUGGAGCAAUUGGAUCUUUCUAGCUGUAUUCUCAUUUUUAGGCCAUUUGGGUGAGAGAGAGAGAGAGAGGGAGGGAUGGGGGCUGGAUUUGAGACGCUUUUUAAAUGCAUGCUUUUGUUUGUUAUUGUCACUGCUAAACUAAUGUGCAUUUAUCCCAACAGAUUCCUUUUGCACAAGUGAUACUAGAUAGGAACUUCAGGCAUUUACAUGACUGUUGAGUGCCAUGUUUGAGCAGCUUGUUUAACCGACCUAGUCAAUAGUAGAUAAUACUACUUGAUCCA